Messenger RNA from Pseudovirgaria hyperparasitica, 1284 nucleotides. RefSeq lists its product as uncharacterized. The transcript has 3 exons. The record is from RefSeq and is a predicted model, not a curated record. Bases 1 to 1284 code for a protein of 427 amino acids. Lineage: Eukaryota; Fungi; Ascomycota; Dothideomycetes; Acrospermales; Acrospermaceae.
AUGCAGUACUACAGUGUCAUCGCAUUGUCCGUCAUUUCAUCGGUGGCUGCCGCCGACCUGAACAUGUUCAAGCCGAAGAUGACCCACGACAAAUUCAUCAAUUCCAUUCCGGAGUGUGCUCGCGAAUGCCACUCCUGGGCACUUGGCAACAACGGCUGCUCGUUGGAUGACUUCGAUUGCCAUUGUCAAAAGAAGGAUGCCACUGACUCCAUGAUCAAGCCUUGCCUGAGGAAUGGCUCAGCGUGUGAUCCUGGUCGAUUCAACAAGCGCACCGGCAAUGAUGCAGACUACGGCUACAACGAUGUGUGUGCCCCGCCUGUCGCAACCAUGUCCUGGGAGCAGCCCAAACAAACUCCCUCGAUGACUUGGGGAAAGCCAUCCAAAACUCCCUCCAUGACUUGGGAGAAACCAUCUAAGGCUCCAUCCUCGAUCUUGCAGAAGCCGUCGAAGACUCCCUCUAUGAGCUGGGAGAAGCCCAAACAGACUUCCUCGAUGACGUGGGAGAAGUCAACCAAGGCCUCCUCCAUGACUUGGGAGAAGCCAUCUAAGGCUCCCUCUAUGAGCUGGGAGAAGCCAUCAAAGACCCCCUCUAUGAGCUGGGAGAAGCCAUCUGAGACGUCUUCUAUGAGCUGGGAGAAACCAUCCAAGACCCCAUCCAUGAGCUGGGAGCAGCCAUUCGAGACUCCCUCCAUGAGCUGGGAGAAGCCAUCCAAGACGCCAUCGAUGACAUGGGAGAAGACCUCUGAAACUCCUUCAUCGACUUGGGAAAGCACUAUGGAGACUCCUUCCUGGGAGAUGUCCUCAUCCUGGGCCGAAGAGACUUCCUCUACGAUUCACAUGUACACGUCUGAGAAGCCCAUGCAAACCCCAUCGACUCCAUCUUACCAAUACGGCCACAACCACACGAGCAUGCACAUCCACAGCUCUGAGAAGCCCAUACAGACCACAUCUACUCCUGCUUACCAUUACGGCCACAACCACCCAAGCAUGGCUGCAGAGUCAAGCCACUGCACCAAAGAUUGUGUCGCCGUCACCGUUACAAAGCCAACCACCACCAUGACCGUCAUCGUCACCCCAGUGCCUAUGGGAUCUCCAGCCCCGUCUGCAUUCUGCCCUUCCGUCGGUGGUACCACAACUGUCACUGUAACUGCUACACGCAAGGUCCAGCCUACUGUGAUACCUGCCAUCGGCCGUCAGACCCCAAACAGCGGUGCGGCCCCGUUGGACGUGGCGCUGCUGGCGAUGUUCUUGGGUAUUGUCGGCUUGUGCUUCCUGCUAUGGUGA